Molecule: messenger RNA, 2577 nt
Organism: Dermochelys coriacea (leatherback sea turtle)
Lineage: Eukaryota; Metazoa; Chordata; Testudines; Dermochelyidae
Exons: 5
Coding region: 230-1243 (337 amino acids)
Source: RefSeq, a predicted model, not a curated record
GCAUCGUCGCCUGCUAAAGGCUCCGAGGGUUAAUGUCACAGGUCGGAAGCUCAGAGUCAACCACGCCGCCGGCUUGUGUCCCGCUGAGGCUUCGCACGGGGGAGCUUGCGGGGCGCAUGGGGGGGCGGAAAUCCCCGGCCGGGGGAGGAGCGGCGGGCUGCGGAGAGCGGGGCUGGGCGCGCCGGCUCCCGGGCCGGGCCGGGCCGCUUUCGCUUUCGGCUGGCAGGGAAUGGCCGAGAGCGGCCAAGGGGCGCGCUGCCGCCCCACGGAGGGGCCGGCGGGCGCGGGGGAGUCUCCCGGCGGCGGCGGGGCGAGCCCCGAGCCUGGCCCGCGCCCAGGAGCCGAGCCCGGGAGCGGCCCGGCCGCUGGCCCGGGCCCCGCCGAGUGGAGGGGACCCGCCCUGGUGGCCUGGCUCCUCUCCUUACUUGCCAAGGGCCCCGAGGCUUCCGGCCGCAGGGACCGGGCGGACGGGGAGCCGGACACCCCGAUGUCCCAGCUCUGUGCUAAUAGUGCCUGGGGAGCAGCUGGAACAGCAGAAGAGCUCCGGAAGACAGCGGAGAGGCUGCAGGCUCAUCUGGAGGCUCUGAAAGGCUCCUCGGACCCCGAGACACUGGAAUUCCUGCAGGCAUUAGAAGCGCCCGUCAGAAUCGCCAGCCGCGUGCUCGCUGAGAACCAGAGGCUACGGCAGGAGUUGGAGGAGUUGAAGGGCAGGUUUGCAGCCCCACCACUCCUGAAACCAGCCAGCCAGCCUCCAGCUCCCUGGACAUCAUGCCCCUGGACCUCCCAGACAUUGCCUUCCCUGGCCACCCGGAGCACAGCCUUGCCCCUGCAGGUCCACGUGAGCGGUAAGACAGCUGGCUGCGAGAGGCAGUUCUUGGACCAGGUGGCUCAGCUCCUCGCGGCCCAGGGCAUCUUCCUGCAGGCAGGGGAGUACGAGCUGCACUCCAGCCACCCUUUGCUGCUCUUCUGCCCCAUCUCAUCCCGCUUGGGCACAGACAUCAGCAAUGCCCUGGAGGGGAUCCCCGCGGCGAGGAAGACGAUCCUGGUGGUGCUGCAUCACCAGCCCAAGGAGCAGGCUGAGCUCUAUGCCAGCAGCAAGCGGGAGGCCCAGCACCCAGGCCUCCUGCACACCGUGGACGGCUGCUUCUCCACCCAUUCUGGCUUCUACCACUGCCAGGCCAACACCGCUGCUGUUGCCGCUGUGGCUGCCACCCUCCAGCAACUGGCCGUGGGCAGUCACUAGGGGGCACCAGGAUCUGCGAGCUGGGUUGUGGAGGGCCAGUGGGGCUGGGCUAAGCCCUGGUGACUGCAUUGCUCUGAUAAAUCCUAGCUGGGAUGGCAGGGGGGGGACCCUACUCCUGCCUGGGCCAGGCCAGCACUGUAGCACAGUGGACUGUUACCUGUGGGAAUGCCCCUCUCUGGGCUGGUGCUGUUCCUACAAACCUUUGUGGGCUCCUCCUUCCCCCCCCCCCCCAACUACCCUUGGGUUGGUCCAUCCCUUCCUGCAUCAUGCUUAGGGUGGUGCUUGGCAUCAGAGCUGUGCAGAUGUAUCAGCUCCUGCCACAUUACACAGCUAGCCCCCUCCCUGUGCCAUGGGUGUUGUUCCUGGGCAUGCCCUCCAAGUUUGCUUACCCCCUCAAGCUGCCCCCAGCCCACCUGUGAACACGGAUCAGUCCCCACAGGGAUCUCAUGCGAGCAGCGUGAUGAGACAAGCUCUGGCUCCGUGGGUUCUGUUCUGUGGCUGGGGCCUGGUGAGCGUGGAAGCGCUUUGGACUGGACCCUGGGGCCAGCUGCCUUGCCGGUGCUGGGCACACGUCACUCCUAGUGCAGUCAGGGCCAGAGCUUCCACAGGCUGCAGGAGGAGACCAAGGGGGGGGGCUCUGUGGCCCACCUGAGUGCUGUGCUCUGGCAAAAGUGCUGUCUUGGCCUGUUCUUGCCGAUGGGCCCCUCCUGGUAUUUCAAACUCCAACCUGAGCUAGCUGCCGGGACUCCAACAGGCUGGGGGCAAGCGUGUUGUAUGGCCAGAUUGGCUGCAGCUUGGGGUAGAUUUCGAUAGUUCUUUGAUUUUCCACUUGUGGGUCGACAGCCCCUGGCUGGAGCCAGCCCCAGGGGCUGUUCAUGUGGCUAAGGGUGGGGCAUUUUAGAGAGCUGUCCUAACCAGCACUCCGCACAUCCCUCCCCCCCACCCCAGCAGCUGGGCUGCUAUGGCACCCAUGAAUAUGCUACCUGAGGGCUCCUAGCUUGGCCGUAGAGGCUGCUGCCUGUGGUUGGUGGAGCUGCGCCGUUAGCUGCAGGCUUGUGCUUUUCAAAUGCACAAGCCCCAUGCUGGGUUCCUGCCUGCGACCCACCUCUGGGGAGUGCUGCAUGUGGAAGAUGCGGAAGGUCUGGGCUGAGAUGUCGGCCAUAUGUUGGAAUAACGACUACACUGAUCUGGACCAGUGGGUUGGAAUGCCCUGUAAAGCCCACCUCACCUACGCCCUCCUUCAGCCACUAAAGAAUCACUGCAUUUCCCUCACCCACCUGCUCCUUGUGCCUUUUCGGUCGCAGAGGCCAAGCCAAUAAACUAAACCAAGCCAG